AUGAUUCAAACAACAAGUCAGAAGAAAAAGAAGGGAGAGGAGGUUAGUAAUAGUAAUGGUAUUGGUAGCUAUAUUCCUCAUGACAUUCAUUUCUCCAUUCUCUCUAAACUUCCUGUUAAAUCUAUUAAACGCUUCUCUUGUAAUAAACUCAAAUUGAAUUUUCCACAUCCAUUUAACACUCCAGAACUUGAUACCAUUGAUAUUUUAGGUUCUGUUAAUGGCAUUCUUUGUGUCAUUGGUUACAUUAGAAACAUUGGUACCAGUACUAUACUGCUGAAUCCGGCUACUGAGGAAGUUAAGGUUCUUCCUGUUAGCCGCGGUGAGCUUCUUUCUGAGAUUACAACUGAAUUGGUUUUUCAUGGAUUUGGCUAUGACAAUGUUAGAGAUGAUUAUAAAAUCAUCCAAUAUGUGGAUGUUGUGGAGGGUAAGGACCCUUUUUGGGAGAUAUAUAGUCUAAAAACUGAUUCAUGGAGAAAAAUUCGUAUUGAUAUGCCAGUCCGUUGUGGAGUGUAUGCAAAUAGGGAUGUGUACUUGAAUGGGGUCUGUCAUUGGCUAGGGCAAGUAGAAGGUAACGAUGAGAAGUUCAAUAUGGUGAUGGUGUCAUUUCACUUGGGCAAUGAGGUGUGCUUUGUUACACCUUUACCCUUUUUAGAAGAUAUGGAAUAUGGUUUUGAGGAUGUUAAGCUGCAGGUGUUCAAUGGGUCAGUUGCUGUGAUAUUUAAUCACAUAGAGACAAAGUCUUUUCACAUAUCAAUCUUGGGUGAAAAAAUUGGUGUCAAGGAAUCAUGGGUUAGACUAUUCGACAUUGGACCUUUCUCUUGUAUUAUGGAUCCUAUCAUAGUAUGGAAGAAGGGAAAUAUACUUGUUAGGAAAGAAGAUGAUCAACUAGCUUGUUUUGAUUUAACUACCGGGAUGAUUGAGGAGAUUGGUGUUAAAGCAGAACAAUUUUGUCAAGUGGUAGUUUACAAGAAAAGCGAACUUCCUUUUGGAGUUAUAGACCUCUGUUGUCCAUGCGGAAAAGCGGUGCGGCACGGCCAUCCCAAUAAUUGCUUAUAUAGCCGAUUAAUUGCUUUUAUAGCCUUUUUGUGA
Medicago truncatula (barrel medic) is the source of this 1089-nucleotide messenger RNA. RefSeq names its product F-box/kelch-repeat protein At3g06240. NCBI's taxonomy places the organism in Eukaryota, Viridiplantae, Streptophyta, Magnoliopsida, Fabales, Fabaceae. The record is from RefSeq and is a predicted model, not a curated record. The transcript is spliced from 2 exons. The coding region runs from base 1 to 1089 and encodes 362 amino acids.